Messenger RNA from Notechis scutatus (mainland tiger snake), 2410 nucleotides. Lineage: Eukaryota; Metazoa; Chordata; Lepidosauria; Squamata; Elapidae. The record is from RefSeq and is a predicted model, not a curated record.
GCUCUCUCGCCCCGCUCCCCACCGCCGCCAGCGUAGGUGGUCAAGAUGGCGGCCGGAGUGCUGCUGAGGGGGAGCGGGGGCCGCCUCCGCUGCGGCCCCUUCCCGGCACCGGGGGCCACUUUCCGUCUUAUCUACCUCAGGGGCCUUGCCUUAUCACAUAACCAAUCUGGAGAAGAUAGUUGGCUAAAAUCACUGUUUGUCCGCAAGGUUGAUCCCAGGAAAGAUGCUCACUCCAACCUCUUAGCCAAAAAGGAGACUAGCAGCCUUUAUAAAUUGCAGUUUCACAAUGUCAAACCGGAAUGUCUAGACUCCUACAACAAACUUUGUGAAAAAGUUCUGCCAAAGAUCCAUGAAGGGAAGGAGUAUCCAUGUACAUUGGUGGGGACGUGGAACACGUGGUACGGAGAGCAGGAUCAGGCUGUACAUCUCUGGCGGUAUGAGGGUGGCUAUCCAGCCCUUACAGAAGUCAUGAGUAAACUUAGAAAUGAUAAGGAAUUUACAGAGUUUCGCAAAGCAAGAGGAAAUAUGCUUCUGUCUCGUAAGAAUCAGUUGCUCUUGGAGUUCAGCUUUUGGAAUGAGCCUAUUUCCAGGCCAGGACCCAACAUCUAUGAAUUAAGGUCUUAUCAAUUACGUCCUGGAACAAUGAUUGAAUGGGGCAACUAUUGGGCCCGGGCUAUUCGAAUCCGGCAGGAUGAUAAAGAAGCUGUUGGUGGAUUUUUCUCACAGAUUGGGCAGUUAUACAUGGUCCAUCAUCUUUGGGGUAGGACUAGACUUCAGUGUCUAGGCCAUGUCAGCCAUUCAUUUUUCAAGUGUCACGUGUAUCACCUCAUUUAUUUUUAUUUAUUUUCAGUGCCACUUAUUCAGGAAAUGGAAUCCAGAAUUAUGAUACCCUUGAAGAUUUCUCCACUUCAGUAAAGCUACUGGUCAGCCGAUGCCUAGGCAUUGAUUUAAAGUGACUUUUUGUUGUUGUUGUUUUUAGUUAAUUUUGUUGGCAUGUGUUUGGCAGUGAAAACCUUGACCUCUCAAAGUAUUAUAUACUGAGGCUGGUAAAUCUUUUCUUCGGAUCCUGCAGGAGCACUUACAAAUCCAUAUGGAAGGUUUGCAGGGUGGUCAUUUAAGUCUUAGCUUUCAACCAUAUAACUGCACAAGCAUUUGGACAGGCAGCAAACACUGAUGGAAGCACACAUGCUUCAGUGAUAGUCGCAUGAGCUUUAACCAUUUGAACAUCUGCAUUUUAUUAUGGGGAGACUUGUCAAUUGAGUAUUUUUGCUUUCAUAUCUGCUUAUUCAGCCUAUCGGGCCUUGUGGUACAAAUCAUUGCUGGGGAAAGCCUUCCUCCUUUCUUGCAGUUCUCCAGAUUUGUGCAGAGGGCAAAUGGCAUGGUUGCUUUCUUCUUUCUAGGAAAGGUGUACUGUUACCUCAAGGAUGUUUGUUACCAAUCUCUCCUAAGAGCAAAGGAGCUUCCUGCACUACAAAAUGGUGACCGUAGUAUUUCUAAAAGUCACCAAUGUUCACUCAAAGACACUUGGAAUGUAGAUGUGAAGUUAGAAUAUCAAAAGGAAAAAAAAAUCUUAAGUUUCUUAAUAUAGUUUGAUCUGCAACUACCUGUGCAGUUUGCAUCUGUCAGCCUUUACUCAUAAGUAAGUCCCAUUGUGCUUAGUAAGACCAAUUUCCCCAAAAAGUGAAGCUGUUGUCAAUAGGGGAGAAGUUACAAUUACAGUAAGUCUUCCUGUAUUUUUUACUUUUCUUCUACUUUUACUUUACUUUCUCUCUUGCUUCUUUGUUGGGAACUAUAAACUUAAUUGAAGAGUAAAGGCACUCAUGCUUCUCAUUUGUAAAUACCCCAUCCUGAUUGCUCUGUUUCAAUCAAGAGUCAGUGGCAAAAAGUUUCCCAGAAUGUAUUGUGGACAGCUGUGCAGUUAGAUGAGAUUCAAGCCAGAUGUCUUCAACUUUAGGAUGACAUUCAAUGUGACAUAUCUAGCGAAUUCCCUAAUCUAUAGCAUGAGAAUCAGGUUAAGAAGAAUCAGUGUGUUAAAAUAUUUUACAAACACUCCUAGACUUACACAGUAAAGUAGGAUAUGGACAAGUAUUUUUUUUUUGGAAAAAAAAAACAUUUCAAUCAUUUCUGUGGGAUUCUUUUGUAGAUGGUAGUUCAGAAAAGGUAAUGAAAAGUUUGCCUAUUAAAUUACUUAAAGACAAAUCAAUGUUUCUGCCAUGUAUAAUUGUCUGUUUUUGAUUUUCUUUUAGAAUAGGUGGAUUUUUUUAUAUGUGUGUACAAUGUAGAUACAUUGAACUGAUUAGAUUGUAAGUUGAUGAAUCAGUGUAAUACACUGUUAUCUAUCAUCUAUGAUGUAUCCAACAUUUCAGUGAUUUUUGGCAAAAUAUAAUAAAAUCCUAUUGAUUUUCUCAUA